Messenger RNA from Nematostella vectensis (starlet sea anemone), 2132 nucleotides. RefSeq lists its product as uncharacterized. NCBI's taxonomy places the organism in Eukaryota, Metazoa, Cnidaria, Anthozoa, Actiniaria, Edwardsiidae. The transcript has a single exon. Bases 248 to 1828 code for a protein of 526 amino acids. The record is from RefSeq and is a predicted model, not a curated record.
UCCGGCUCGACCUGCAAUAACUAUUUGGGCGGAUAUACAGAAAAUCUGCUGUCAAGCCGACCGACUGUCAGUGCAGACAAGGCAAACCUCCGAGAAAGGUUGGCGGUAGGCCUCGGAGCCGAUGAGAAACGUACAGCCUCUAAACAACAGUCAGAAACAGAUACAACAAGCAGCUCUUUUCUAAAGCAGGAUUUAUAAUAUUUAUUUUGACAGUGAGACGCAAAAGCAUAACAAAAGAAUCGGUAUAAUGUUGUGCGGUCCACUGUCGUCUAACAACCACUUUCAUCUUAAGCGAGAGAAUGUACUCGGGUUUGACGCGGCGGCUGCCAUGUACAGAGGAUGGCAGCGGGCACAAGUGCUGCGUUCGAUAACACCUGAUGUGGACAUGAGAAGCGACUCCAAGUCUAAAGUGUGCGACUUAGAAAUAGAAGCAAGCGUCCCUGUGAACAAUCAAGUCGUUAACCCCAGCGGCUCUAAAGAAGCCAAAUUUAGAGUGCUACAGAAGAGGUUUUCAUCGCUAGGGGCAAUUGGGGUCAUAAGUGAAAGUGAUGCUUGUGAUAGACCAAGCGCUCGCAGUGGGGAGCAGAGAACCACAGCAAGUGGAAAAGGGAGAAAUUUUCCCGCGCAAUCACCUUCAACCGCGCGGGAAAGUCGCGUCCGAAGCGAGGUUUCAUUGUUUCUUUGUCGUCAAUCUCGUAUUCAAGGGUCCAAUACAAGUGACAAUCGAGUUGAACACGAGCGACCAUGCGUGGAGACUCCUGUCACAAACUACCCACCACAGGGCAAGUAUAUACUAAGCAAAGCAGUGUUGACUCAUUCAAAUGGCGCGAAGGUACGCAGAGCGUCUGUCCAGCACAUCGGCUCGCUAGCGAAAUCCUAUUUUGUUCCGGGAGAAGAGAAGAAAGCGAGAAAGAUGAGCUUGCCAAGUCGGCGGACAAGUGAAGUGAUCGUGACACAAGGCAACUCGACUAUCGGUUCUAAAACACACGCUGAAAGAUAUAUUGAAGACUGUAGUGCUGAUACGGAGUUACAGUGGGAAAGACUUGUAGCAAGAGCACGCUCUUUCCAAGUGCUAUCGCCUGCUGCUCGGGAUAAUAGACCAUACAAAAGAAUUGAAAGAAAAGAAGACGCAAAGAUUAUAGAAUGCAACCGGGUCAUUCAUCCAGUUACCGAAGAUGGCGAUGGGAGUGAAGGAGAAAAUAGUGAUGUUUGUAGCGAGGCAUCGCAUUCAUCUAGUGGUUCCUCUAUACUUGGAGAAGCGUUUGCCGUGAUAGCGAAACCUAUCGCGAAAAGAUCCAACACUAGUCCAGACGAUGGCAAACUUGUCGCUGAUUCACUCAGCGAGACGCCUCCGAAAGAAAGCGUGUGCACAGUGGAUAAAACGCCUGUUAAUACAGAUGCCCAUGGUCAUCUUAGGAGAUUUUCGCUCGCUACUUUGAGACCACAAGCGGAAGCUGUCGAGCGCAUGUCAGGGUAUAGCACUCACGGCGCUCUGGAGUACGCCAAAAGACUACUAGGAAAGGUGCAGGAAGAAGGAAAAACAAAAACAAAAAAGGAACGACUCCAUGAUAUGAGCAAAGCCUUGAAGCUAGUUCUGGAGGAGUUGAACAGAAUUGAAACACCGGACCAUGAGCUUGUGAGUUUGUUUAUUAGUUUGCGAGCGAAAAUCGUGAAUUUAAAAGCUGAAGUGAAACAGGAAGAAGGCACAGAGAGCCCCGAGGAUGGAAGUGCAGAGAAAAAAGCUUUGAGAUUGUCAACAUUGUCGACUGAUAGCAGUCAAACUGAUAACCUCCGUACUUCUCACUCGAGAAGAUUCAGUUGGUGCUGACAAACGAGAAAGUGGAUAACUCUUUAUACCAAUUCAAUAAUUAAAUGUUUAAAUUGAUUGAGCUACGAGAAAUACGGUUUCACUGCGUUGAUAUAAACGUGUGGCAUGGCAAGAGAACAAAAAGAAACAAUAAGAUGUAAAUAUUAUAUAGUUAUGCCAAACAUUGAUCAGACUAUUGUUCAGAUUAUGUAUUGAACACAUUUAAUUCUGUCGCAGUGAGCCAUUAUAGUUAUAAAGAAAAUUACAACGAAAACAACCAUAUGCCAGAGGCAUACUUUGAACUAAUAAAUAACAGACGUCAAAA